Molecule: messenger RNA, 3399 nt
Organism: Leopardus geoffroyi (Geoffroy's cat)
Lineage: Eukaryota; Metazoa; Chordata; Mammalia; Carnivora; Felidae
Gene: FAM194C
Product: chromosome A2 C3orf20 homolog
Exons: 18
Coding region: 504-3209 (901 amino acids)
Source: RefSeq, a predicted model, not a curated record
GCUAACCUUGUUGUGACAUAGAGACGAGGCGGUAGAAUUUAGAAUUUGGAGCAGGGGUGGGUACUGGUCUUUACAGUUAACCCAAAAUAGAUUAGCCACACCGUAUGCGUGUAGUUUCUUUUUUAGCCUGUAAAUUGAAUUAAGUCAGUUAUAUGCCAAGCAGUUCCUGUAAAAAACAACAUGGCUAAGAGGCCAGAAUUUAGUCACAUGGGUACGUCUAGCUGAAUUUUGAAGAGAUAAAUAUAUGGCAAUAAAUACAGAUUUUUAUUACUAAAUUACAAGAAGAUCUCUCGCUCUCAGGUCUCUAACUAUAAAAGGACCACUGGCUCAAUGACCUGUAAAGGCCAUUUCAGCACUUCCAUUCUGUUUGUCUCCAAGGCUUCACCUUAGGUAAGAACUUUUCGCUCUCAUUCACCUCUCAGGGGGCUCUGACUUUUUACAGCUGAAGGUCCAUCUUAUCUGAGAUGGACAGUAUUACCUAGCAGCAUGCAUGCUCUAGCAACAUGAACGACAUCAAGAGCAACAGAGAACUGUACCAGCAAUACACAGCCUUGGCCCCCAGGCUGCUGGCCCGCAUCUCCAAACUGCUCAUCAUUUGCCGGAAUGCAGGCAUUUCUGUACCUAAGGGCAUCAGGAACAUCUUUGAGUUCACUUGGGAGGAACUCACUGCCGACCCCAUGGUACCUACUGCGUCUGACAUCCUGGGCCUGGAGAUCAGCAUUGGAUCCCCACCUGUGGUGCUUAUGGAAUCAACCUCCAUGCAGGCCCCUGUCCAGAAGAAGGCACCCCCACCAGUACUACCACCUCCGUCACUGCCCACACCCACUGGGCCCGCCAGCUUCACCCGCUCUCCCACCCAUGGCCAUCUGGUGCACUCUAGCCGGGAAAUCCUGCAGAAAUUCCAGCGGCGGUCCAUCCACCUGCUGACAGAGCUGCUCACCCUGAAGAUGAAGGCCAUGGUGGAGUCUGUAUCUGUAGGUGCCAAUCCUCUGGACAUCACAAGGCGCUUCGUGGAGUCCAGCCUGCUCCUCCACGUCAAUGCCAAGGAGAUGGCUCUUGACUACCUGAUCAGCACAAUUGGAAAAAGUAGCUAUGGUGCCGGACAGACAGGGAGAGAUUCCUCUGUGAGCACUCCAACCAUGGGUGUGAACUCACCUUACCAGCUUGUCUACGAGUCAUCUACUGGCUGUCUGAGCUUUUCCCUCUCAACUGGAAGGGAAGUCAAGAAGAAAACAGCCACAGGCAGAUCAAAAAACUUCGAAGACCUACCCAUGUCACCCCUCCAACGAGGACUCAGAAACUCUGCCUCUGACAGUAUGGAGUUCAGCGACCCCUGCCCUGAGGCCCGAGAGAAGCUGCAGGAGAUGUGUCGCCUUAUAGAAGCUGAAAGGGCCUCGUGGAAAGGGAGGAAUUUCUCCUACCCCAUGAUCUUUCGCAACUACAGGGCAAAGAUGCCCUCUCAUCUAAUGUCAGCCCCGAAAGGGGACGCUCAGACCCCUCACCCUCCAGGUGCUCAGACUUCCACUCCCACCCCUCACCAGCCUCCUGCCCACCAACAGCCUCACUUCAGCCAACAUUCUCAGGAGUCUAAGACAUCCAAGAAGGUCAUCAAGUUGCAUUACACCUUCUGUGAUGGGUCCUCCUUCGUGUACUAUCCUUCUGGAAAUAUUGCCAUGUGUCAGAUCCCCACGUGCUGCAGAGGGAGAACCAUCACCUGCCUCUUUAAUGACACACCCAGCUUCUCCUUUCUGGCUCUGUUCAAUGCUGAAGGCCAGGGCUGUGUUCACUACAACCUGAAGGCCCGUUGCCCAUUUGUCUUGGUCUUGGAUGAGGAAGGUGGGACCACCAAUGACUACAAGGGCUACGUAGUCCACAAGUGGAGCUGGACUUCCAAGACAGAGACUUUGCUCUCCCUGGAAUAUCAGGUGAAUGAACAAAUUAAGCUGACGGUUCUGAGCCAGGACUCCAUCAUAGUCACCUUCACCUCCCUAAAUGAGACAAUAACACUCUCUGUUUCAGCCAACAAUUGUCCGCAUGGAGUAGCGCAGGAUAAACGGCUGCUGACCCGCAUGGACGACAAGAUGUCUAAGAUGAGCCAAGCCCUAGUGGGGAUCAAGAAGCGGUUUCAAAAGACAGUGUCACAGUUUAUGAAUUCUGUCUUGUUGGCAGCAGGCCUAUUCACCAUAGAAUACCCGGUUAAGGAAGAGACACAAAGCAAUCGAACCAAGGUAAAAUCGGGUACCUAUGUCGAGCGAGGCCCCAAGCCAAGUUUAUACUCAGGAGAAGUCCUUUUAUUACGAUCUCGGUCAGCCCGACCUGAAUCCUCAGUUGGAGAGUCUUCAAGGGAAGAGCAUGGGUCCAUUUCUGUGAGCCCCACUCGGAGGAAGACCAUCAAGACCCAAGCCAAAGCCAUGAUCACACCCAGGGGGAAAGCCCAAGAGGUGCGCAGCCCCACCAGGUGGGCAGCCUCGCCCUCUGACUGCCCACUGGUGCUGCGGAAGCUCAUUCGCAAGGAAGACAUUAGGGCUGGCUGCAAGUGCCUGGUGAAGGCACCCCUGGUAACCGAUGUGGAGCUGGAGCGCUUCCUGUCUGCGCCCCGCGACCCCAGCCAGGUACUGGUGUUCGGGAUAGUUUCAAGCCAGAACCCUACCAGUACCGCACAGCUCCAGUGGAUGCUGGACACACUCUACAGCCACCGGCAGCAGGGCCGUGCCUCACCCUGCAUCCAGUGCCGGCAUGACCCCUACCGCCUGCUACGGUAUGACCUGGACAGUGCCCUGCAGAAGAACCCACCACUGCUGGUGAAGAAGUAUGCUGUGGUGCAGGGGAUGGUUCUGAUGUUUGCUGGGGGAAAACUCCUUUUUGGAGGCUGCAUUUUGAAUGGAUAUGGCUAUAGCAGGCAGAAUCUGCUGAAACAGAUCUUCCAGGCUCGACAAGACUGCAAGAUGGGCUACUUCCUGCCAGACAACUACAAAUUUAGCAUUUCAACCUACAUCCCGGGCCUGGAAGACCCUGACUCAGUCAAGAAAACAAUACCAGAAGACAUCCAAGGAAGCUUCUCCUCACUGACCAUGGCGGACAAGAUGGAGGAGUCCUCCCCUGAAGCUGAGAAAAUGAAACAGCCUGAAGUGUUUCUGCAUACUCUCAGCAAAGCCAAGAGAGGCAGUAAGAAGUCGGCCAUCUGGAAAAAACAGCCCUCCAAGAAAUGAUGCUGCCCCCACAGCUACCCAGAGCUCCAAGCCUGGACACAGCUCCUCUCACAUCCACCCCAGUCCUGCCUCCCAAGCCUCCCACCCCCUUUCUCUAAGCCCCUGCAUAAUAAAUAAGCGUGCCUCCAGCAUCUGGGUGAGGCUGUGGGAUAGGCUGGCUCCUACGAGGCCCCCCACAGACCUGUUCCAA